CUUACUUGUUUUCUUCUUCAUAACCCUCUCUGUCUUCUUGCUCUCAGAAUUUUACUUGAUUUAGUAGAGAACUGUAUGACAAAUUAAAGAGUGUUCCUGUAUAUCUCUUUGUCCACCUGUUUUGUCUUCUUACUUUGAAACUAUCUCUCUCUCUCUCUCUCUCUCUCUCUCUCUCUCUCUGUCUCUCAACUAAACCCACAUUAACAUGAUGAUGCCAGAUGAUCAUCAUCAUCAACUCUCAUUUCCCAGCUAUGUCCUUCACCAAGAACACAUCACCCCAAAUCCUAACCCUAACCCUAAUCCUUCCUCCUCAAACUCAGCCAAGAGGAAGCGAAAUCUACCGGGAAAUCCAGAUCCAGAUGCAGAAGUUAUCGCUCUAUCGCCAAACUCCCUCAUGGCGACUAACCGGUUCAUCUGCGAGAUUUGCAACAAAGGGUUUAAGAGAGACCAGAACCUUCAGCUUCACCGGAGAGGCCAUAACCUUCCAUGGAAGCUAAAGCAAAGGACGAACAAGGACCAAAUUAAGAAAAAAGUGUACAUCUGUCCUGAGAAGACUUGCGUACACCACGACCCGGGCCGAGCUCUCGGCGACUUAACUGGAAUCAAGAAGCAUUUCAGCAGGAAACACGGUGAGAAGAAGUGGAAAUGUGACAAGUGUUCCAAGAAGUAUGCUGUCAUGUCCGAUUGGAAAGCUCAUAGCAAGAUUUGUGGUACUAGGGAAUACAGAUGUGACUGUGGUACCCUCUUUUCCAGGAAAGAUAGUUUCAUCACACAUAGAGCAUUCUGUGACGCCUUAGCUGAAGAGAGUGCAAGAUUCGUCUCAGUUCCACCAGCUGCAGCUUCAGCCACACCCGCAUAUCUACACAAUGCCCCGGACGCUGAAGUCAACCUUGGAAACAUCAAUCAAAAUCAUCAACAUGGACAUACUACAUCUUCCCAAUUGGAUCAACCGGGUUUCAAUAACCAGCGCCAAACCUUUUUGGGACAAACCUUCACCAACCAGCUCCCCAUACAACCCAAUGUUUAUGCCUCCCCAUCAACUCGUAGCGCAUCCGACUCGCUUCAAAAUCUAUGGCAUUUACAAGGACAAUCAUCUCAUCAAUGGCUUCUCAACGAAAACAACAAUAACAACAUUCUCCAAAGGGGAAUCUCCAAGAAUGAAGAGGAACAUGAGAUCAAAAAGGUUGUAACUAGUGGUUCUUUGUUCUCUUCGGAAGCACUCAACAACGCUAAUGAUUACAGCCAAAACGGUGGACAAAUAGCAUCCAUGUCAGCCACGGCAUUGUUACAAAAGGCGGCUCAAAUGGGAUCAAAGAGAUCAUCAUCAAGCUUAAACAAUAGCAAGGCUUUUGGUCUAAUGAGUAACACCUCCAUCUUCAACAACAAGCAAACGGAGAAUAUGAAAACUACGGAAGUUGAUGAAGGAGGCUUCACGAGAGACUUUCUUGGUGUGGGAAGUCAACACAGUACUUGGCCAUUAUUAAUGGUAAACCGUAAUCUUCUCGACUCGUCCCCUCCGGCCACUACCGACGGUACCCCAACCCCCGACAGGAACCAGUAGUUUGG
Molecule: messenger RNA, 1566 nt
Organism: Camelina sativa (false flax)
Lineage: Eukaryota; Viridiplantae; Streptophyta; Magnoliopsida; Brassicales; Brassicaceae
Source: RefSeq, a predicted model, not a curated record